AUGAACAACAAUAAUAUUAGCAACACUGAUAAUAUUAAUUUCCGUGAAUUGGCAUUGACUAAAUAUGGUACUAUUCAACAGUUGAUUCAACAAGGUAUAUGGAGAGGUGAGUUCUACUCCAAAGGUCAAUUGACAAGAAAUGACAGAGGUUGGUUAUGGAAAACUAUUGUUUUGCAUAGCGAUCUAGAUUGUGGACCUGAUAACAAUAUUAAGAAUAAUAAUGAUAAUAAUGAUAAUAAUAAUGAUAGUAAUUUACUGCCUGUCCCUAUUGUCACCGAUGAUAACGCAGAUUCUCCAUUGGUAGGUGAACCUACCAGUAAAAAUAAUGGUAACGGAAAUAAUGAUAGUAGUAAUAGAACUCAUAAUAAUCACAAUGAUGAUAACAACAAAAGUAAUAAUGAUAAAGCUAACGAUACUGGAAAAAAAUUGAACAGAGGAAUAAGACGCUUAACUCCAAUUCAAACGUUAAGUCAUCCAUUGAAUAAAAACAGUAUAAAUGAAGGAAACAAUGCCACGAAAAAUACAGUUGUCGAUGAUGAAAGCAUUUCAAUGUCAUUGUCAGACACUUUGGACAUUAUAGAUUUGGAUUUAUCAAGAUUAUUAUUAGAUCCUAUAUUUCAAGAAAAUAAAGUUCAUGCUCAAAUGAGACAAAUACUUUAUAAUUAUAUGAUUAUUUUACAGAAAAAUGAAGAACUGAAUACCACCAUUAAAAUUAAUAGAAAUUAUCAACAAGGUUUUCAUGAAAUUUUGGGUUUAAUAUAUCUACAACUAUAUCAAACUUCAGAGGAUGAUGACAGAAUCGCAAUGAUGAAUAUAUUAAAAGUUUAUACAAAAUUAAUGAAACAAGUAGUUCCAAAUUUUUAUACAAGAUCCUCAUUAAUUAGUUGGGAAACUGAAAAAUUUCAACCUAUAUUAGAAAAAUGUUCAACAUUGCUAUACGAUAAAUUAUAUAUACAAAAUGACGAGUUUUCAAAUUUGAUUUGGUUACUACGAUGGACAAGAUUGUUAUUCAUUAGAGAACUGCCAAUGGAUUAUGUGGUGAUAAUAUGGGACCACAUUUUAACUUUCCAAUAUCCCCUAGAUAUCUUUAUGGUAUGUUUAAUUAUCACAUUGCUAUUAAAUAUAUUCGAAGAUAUAAUCGAUGAAGAUGAGGAUGCGGAUAAUGAUGAAUUGAUAGAAAAACUGUUACAUUAUAAGAAAACAUCUGGUGUUAAAUUGAUUGAUUGUGUCGAAUUGUGUAAAAUUGCGGGAAACCUAUGCGAACUAUGGUCGUAUGAAAAUUAUGAAGAUAUGAUGUGUAUCUGUGAUACGUUUGUCAAAGUUAGAGUUGGUGAAGAAAAAUUCAAUAGGUUGAAUGAAAUUCUUAAAGAUAAAGCAGCAAGAAAAAAUGCUAAUAGCAACGUUGUGGAUCCAAAUAGAAAACGACUAGAAGAAAAGUUGAAAAACAGGGUCAAGAGACUAACGAUAAAUUUUAAAAGAUGA
This is a messenger RNA of Vanderwaltozyma polyspora DSM 70294, 1482 nucleotides long. RefSeq names its product GTPase-activating protein GYP6 (gene GYP6). The transcript has a single exon. Bases 1 to 1482 code for a protein of 493 amino acids. The record is from RefSeq and is a predicted model, not a curated record. Lineage: Eukaryota; Fungi; Ascomycota; Saccharomycetes; Saccharomycetales; Saccharomycetaceae.